Molecule: messenger RNA, 543 nt
Organism: Porites evermanni
Lineage: Eukaryota; Metazoa; Cnidaria; Anthozoa; Scleractinia; Poritidae
Source: the annotation of a GenBank genome assembly
AUGGCAAAGAAUAGGUACAGAAAGAUUACCAGUUCUGCACAAUUAGAAAACGUGAACUUUUUCUCUACUCUUUUUUUCCAAUGGAUGAACAUUUUGAUGAAGACGGGAAGUGAACGUGCAGUUGAUGAAAAUGAUCUUUUACCUCUUAAAGAAGAAAACUGUACUCGGUUUUUGACAGAGAAGCUUCAGGCCAAAUGGAUCGAAGAAACAGCUCAUAGUGAAAGACAUGAUCUUACACCAAAACUUUGGAAAAGUGUAUUGAAGAUGCUAACGAGGAAGGACUCAAUGAUUCUCAUUACAGCUGGCAGUUUUACCACAUUUUGUCGCAUUCUCCAACCACUGCUGCUUGGAUACCUCAUAAAAUCCCUAAUGAUCGCGGAUCUACAACACAAUUAUCUUCUCUACGGUUGUGCUUCCGCAAUUGGGAUAAACGAAUUGGUCUGUUCUCUUAGCUUGCACCAAUUUGACUACCAUUGUGAGCUGCUUGGAAUCAGGAUAAGUUGUGCCCUUAAAGGAUUAGUUUAUAUGAAGGUAAAGGUAAUA